This is a messenger RNA of Setaria italica (foxtail millet), 4042 nucleotides long. Its product is annotated as disease resistance protein RPM1. Gene Ontology annotation, molecular function: ADP binding. Gene Ontology annotation, biological process: defense response to other organism. Bases 947 to 3673 code for a protein of 908 amino acids. The record is from RefSeq and is a predicted model, not a curated record. NCBI's taxonomy places the organism in Eukaryota, Viridiplantae, Streptophyta, Magnoliopsida, Poales, Poaceae. The transcript is spliced from 5 exons.
AUUGUGACACGGCGAAGACUCCGAGAGUCGUCGAAAGCACUGGGCAAAGAGCAGACCUGCUUCCAGGAAAAUGGCUUGAAGCUUCUUCCUACCACAAAUCGAUCUGCCAGUAAUAAGCCUCCUUCCCCUCGUCCUUGGCUGCUUUGUGUGCAGCAGAUGCAUGGCGGCUUACUGAUUUAGCAGGUCUGGCUACGGGACUAUAGGAAGAAACAGAGCUGUAGCAUAAUCAUUCUUGCCACUUCGAGGAGAGUGUUAUCUGCUCUGACAGAUUCAAGCCUUAUCGCGCCGUCCCAGUCUCAGCAAGAGAUCGAACUGCAAUCUUACUUACUUCCCGGUGUAAAUUUAAUGUGGUCUAGACUCGUGCACACUCUCGUCAAAAAAUAAAAAGAUCCAAGUCAAGUCAAGUCAAGUCAACGACACAGCGUCCAGCGGUGCUCCCCUGCUGUUCCCGCACAUCAUCCAUUGUGCCCCCCGAGCCCAGAUCCACGUCGAGUCCCACCCAAAAUCCUUCAUUUCCUCUCACGCCUGUCGCUUGAGCUUCCCCAGUGGCCACGCCGCGCGCCAUUGCUGAGCUUGCCGGACAGCUACCAGGACACAUCGCUGUCGUGGUAGGUGACCACGCGGGCUCCGGCGCGGCAGGCAGCAGGUGACCAGCAAGCGCGACGGCCACACGCACAUGUGAGGGAAGCUUCAGGCAGGGGAGCGAAAGGAUGUUAUUGAGCUCUGGAAACAAAAUUCUUAAUGGCAGCAUGUUUGGUCAUUGACUUGUCGGAGUGACCCGCCUCCUACCUACCGCGACCAAGUCCCGUCCAGGAACGGCGUUUUUGUUUCCGUCAGUUCAGUUGGCAUCUAAACUGAAGAAAGGUUGGAGACUUCGAGUCAAGCCAAAUCCUGUAUCACCCAAGAUUCAUUCAUCUCCCACUCCGGCUGUUCCAGCACUGAACUAAUGGCAGAGGCAGUGCUCCUUGCAAUCUCAAAGAUUGGUACUGUUCUUGGAGAUGAAAUCAUCAAUGCUGUCACAGCUGAACUAUCUGCAAAAGUAACCAAUCUGAGGGAUCUGCCGGAGAAUAUUAAGUACAUUGGGAGGGAAUUGCGUAUGAUGAACAGUGUGAUAGAAGGUUUUGAUAUGACAAACCUUGGUAUCAAUGUCGUUCAUCAAUGGAUUGCGGAGCUGCGCAAUCUGUCUUUCCAUGUUGAGGAUGUAAUGGACAAAUACUCAUAUCAUGCUUUUCAUCUGCGGGAAGAAAACUCAUUCCACAAGGUAUAUAGAGGAGCACACUAUGCCACGGUUUUCAGUGAACUUGCUGAUGAAGUAGUUAAGAUAAAGUGUGAGAUUGAGCAAGUCAAAAAACUUCCGAAGGACUAUUUCCAUGAUAAUCUGCUUCUUCCGAGAAGUCGAAUUGCAACUGAUCAAAGAGUAUCUCAGGGUUGCCUGCCAGAACUUGUUCAAGACGACGAUCUUGUGGGAAUAAAGGUCAACCAAUCAAACAUGAUUGGAUGGCUUAACUCCAAUGCGUCAGAUAGCUCAGUGAUAACGGUUUCAGGUAUGGGCGGAUUGGGGAAGACCACUUUGGUCUUGAAUGUUUAUGACCGAGAGAUGACAAAUUUCCCUGUCCAUGCGUGGAUUACAGUGUCAAAGUCAUACACAAUAGAUGCCUUGCUGAGGAAACUACUCAAGGAGAUUGGAUACAUAGAGAAUCCAUCAGCUGAAAUUGACAAAAUGGAUGCCAUUACGUUGAGGCAAGAAAUAAGGAAGAAGCUUGAAGGUGGUAAGAAAUGUAUGGUUGUGUUGGAUGAUGUCUGGGACAGGGAAGUGUACCUUAAAAUGGAAGAUAUUUUCAAAAAUCUCAAAGCAAGCCAUGUGAUCAUUACAACACGGAAUGACGAUGUUGCAUCUCUUGCAUCGUCCACCGAACGGCACCUUCAGCUCCAACCUUUGAACAGCGAUGACGCAUUCAACCUCUUCUGUAGAAGGGCAUUCAGUAAUAGAAUAGACAAGAAGUGUCCCCCGGAGCUCAAGAAUGUAGCUGAUUCAAUAGUCAACAAGUGCAAGGGCUUGCCCCUAGCAAUUAUAUCCAUGGGCAGCCUUAUGUCCACAAAGAAACCAAUAGAGCAUGCAUGGAAUCAAGUUUACAACCAAUUCCAGAGCGAGCUACUGAAUACAGGCGAUGUCCAGGCAAUUCUAAACCUGAGCUACAAUGACCUACCAGGGAACAUAAGAAAUUGUUUUCUAUACUGCAGCCUAUUUCCUGAAGACUACAUUAUGUCACGUGAGACCCUUGUCAGGCAGUGGGUUGCUGAAGGAUUUGUAGUGGCCAACCAACACAACAAACUGGAGGAUGUAGCCGAAUUAAAUCUCAUGAAGCUCAUCACUAGGAACAUGCUGCAGGUGGUGGAUUAUGAUGAGGUUGGAAGAGUAAGCACCUGUAAGAUGCAUGACAUUGUGCGAGACCUAGCUCUUACUGCUGCUAAGGAUGAGAAGUUUGGCUCUGCAAAUGAUCAAGGUGCAAUGAUACAGAUUGACAAGGAAGUGCGCCGUCUUUCAUUAUAUGGAUGGAAUGAUAGUGACGCAUCAAUGGUGACCUUCCCAUGCCUCCGGACCCUGUUGUUACUUGAUGGUGUAAUGUCCACUCAGAUGUGGAAGUCAAUCUUAUCUAAAUCCAGCUAUCUUACUGUUCUUGAGCUUCAAGAUUCUGAAAUAACCGAAGUGCCAGCAUCUAUAGGGGAUCUGUUUAAUCUACGUUACAUUGGCUUGCGAAGAACAAGAGUUAAGUCACUCCCAGAGACUAUUGAGAAGCUGUCCAACCUACAGUCAUUGGAUAUCAAACAAACCCAAAUUGAGAAGCUACCACGAAGCAUAGUUAAGGUCAAGAAGCUGCGUCAUCUGUUUGCUGAUAGAAUUAUAGAUGAGAAGCAGGAAGAUUUCAAGUACUUUAUCGGUGUACAACCACCAAAGGAUCUUUCUAAUUUGAUAGAACUCCUGACUCUUGAAACAGUGGAAGCCAGUGAUGACUUGGCAGCCCAACUGGACAAACUUAGGAAACUGCAGAGUCUGUGGAUUAGCAAUGUAAGUGCUAUGCAUUCUCCAAAGCUUUUUGCUGCCUUAUCCAAGAUGCUACUUCUUUCAAGCUUGCUUUUGAACGCAAGUGAUGAGGAGCAGAGACUUUGCCUGAAAGACCUCAACCCACAGUCAAAACAUCUCCACAGGCUGAUUAUCAGAGGUUGCUUGGCCCCUGGGACGCUGGAAUGCUCUAUAUUUCACAGCUAUGGCAAAAACCUCAAAUACUUGGCUCUAAGCUGGUCUGGUCUUCUGGAAGACCCACUCCAAAUGCUUGAGCUUCAUGUGCCAAACCUCACCUAUCUGAGCCUUAAUAAGGUGACCAGCGCAGAGAACUUGGCUAUUUCUGAAGAUUGCUUCCCACAGCUAAAGACGCUCGUGAUGAAGAACAUUCUCAAUGUCAAUCAGCUUACAAUUGGAGACAGGGCUCUUCCAAAUAUUGAAUGUUUAUAUAUUGUGGCGCUACCCAAGCUGGAUAAAGUUCCACGUGGCAUCGAAUCCCUCAGCUCACUAAAGAAGCUGUGCCUGCUUAAUCUGCAUAAGAAUUUCAAAACUCAGUGGUUCAGGAAUGGAAUGGACAAGAAGAUGUCAGAUGUUCUCGAGCUUCGCAUCUAGGAAGUGACAGUUUGGUUCUUCCUGCAAUAAUAUUCCUGACUAUAUUUGGUGGACCUGCGCUUUACGUCUUUACAACGUCAUGCAUCCACUCAAUUUCAAUAAAGUUCUUGACUCUGCUAGUAGGCUAGUAGCUAUAUAUUUCCAAACUGUCUUCAGGCUUCUUUUUCCUUGUAUGCGUCUCCUUGGUUGUAAGAGAUGCAUAAACUAAAUAAAAGAAAGCACAGCCAGGUUUAUGUACCUGUGCGCCAUGUUACUGUUGUUUCUUCAGAGUUCGAUUUUCAUAGGUGAACCUUGUUAUUGUAAUGCAUUUGACAAUAAUGUUGCCUCUAUAACAAUCUGAAUGUGAAAUUUAGUCCUGUAAUUGUGUGA